GGUGGUGUUUGAGUGUCACCACUGCCUCUCCUCACAGCGAUCUGAGCUCAGAUCCAAACGCAGCCCAGUUCUGGGUCCCCCUCUCCUCUAAGCCAGCUGGUCUGGCUUAAAGUCACUUUUCUUUCUUUCUUUGUUUUUAAAAAUCCUUUCUUGUUUGAUACAAGGGAUUGAGCGAACUAACCCACAGCUGGAGCUGCUGGGGAACCUUCCAGGUGAAGACAGGACAAAAAGCACAGGUGCUGACAGCCUGAAGCAGCGUGUCUCCAGGAGAUUCACGAAUGGACUGAACCGCUGGACGGAGGAAGAGAGAGCAGCAGGAAGAGGACAGAGAGAUCCAACUUUGCAAACAUUUGAGGUCUAAAAGAGAGAGCAUCCACCUUCUGUCCGUCAGCCACCAUGCAGGAGAUCUAACACCCUUCCCCCCUCGCCCCUGACCCUCCACCGACCACCCGCCCUCCCCGGCUCGCAGACACCGAGACACACAGAGUGUCCUGCCAAGAAAUACAAGGGCAGUGCCACAUGUCACCCAUUAGCCCUCAGCGGCGUUCUGCUCAGACUCACAGAGCCAGCAGUUUGGCAGUGAAAAGUGAAAAAGUGUGAGAAGCUGAAAGUCGAUUAAAGGAGUCAGACAAGAAGAAGAAAAAGAAAAACGACAAAAUAUCCAAGAUGGGGAGGAAAAAGAUCCAGAUAGCGCGGAUUAUGGAUGAACGGAACAGACACGUGACCUUCACCAAGCGCAAGUUUGGCCUGAUGAAGAAGGCGUACGAGCUGAGCGUGCUGUGUGACUGUGAGAUCGCCCUCAUCAUCUUCAACAGCACCAACAAGCUGUUCCAGUACGCCAGCACCGACAUGGACAAAGUUCUGCUCAAAUACACCGAGUACAACGAGCCGCACGAGAGCCGGACCAACUCUGACAUCGUGGAUACUCUGCGUAAGAAAGGUUUAAAUGGCUGCGACAGCCCCGACAUCGAGGCCGACGACUCCGCCGGUCAGAGCCCAGAGUCCGAUGACAAAUACCGCAAAAUCAACGAGGACAUCGACCUGAUGAUCAACAGACAGAGAAUCUGCCAGGGUCUGCCUCCCUCUAACUACGACAUGGGCGUCUCCCUCCCUGGCGGUAACCCCGGCGGUCUGCUGUACUCCCACCCCGCCGUCGGCUGCGGUCUCUCCAACCACAACCUGCUGCCCGUCUCACAUGCACACACAUCCAUGCAGAGGAACAGCAUGUCCCCCCAGAGACCCUCCAGCGCUGGAAAUGCUGGACUGAUGGGAUCAGAGCUGCCGGGAUCGGUGGUCUCCAGCGUUGUGAACGGCAGCUACAGCAGUCACUGCUCGUCCCCCGGCCUCCUCUCUCCUGGAGGAGUCUCCAAGAGCCUGCAGGAGAAGAGUCCACCUCACAUGAACCUGAGCCGUAAACCCGACCUGAGGACGCUGAUGCCCCCGGCCAACAAGUGCACCAACAUGCCCACCAUCAAUCAGAGAAUAAAUCACUCUCAGACGGCUCAGACUCUCUCCACCCCGGCCGUGUCGCUCUCUGCUCAGACUCUGCCAGGACAGGGGAUGGGGGGGUACCCGUCCAAUCUCUCCUCGUCCUACGGCACAGAGUUCUCCCUGGGCAGCGACCUCUCCUCUCUGUCCGGGUUUGGAGGUUCUGGUCUGGGAUCAGUGAGCUGGCAGCAGCAGCAGAUCCAGAAUCUGCAGCACUCAGCACUCGGACACAUGGGGAACUUGUGUCAGAACUCGAACAUGAACCUCCCGUCUGCUCACCAGCUCCACAUCAAGUCUGAGCCCGCCUCCCCUCCCCGGGACCGGAGCAUGAUGGGAGCCGGACUCGGAGGUGGAGGCGGCGUGGCCACGGCCGGGUACUCCUCCGCCGUUGGCCGGGGUCCUAAUGAGCCUGGCCGCUCCCCCGGCGACAGUGCGGCGUCCAGCUGCGGGAGCUCGUACGAAGGCAGCGAGGAGCGGGAGGAUCACCACGGCAACGACAACUUCCUGCUGCGGCCAAUGUCCGGUCAGGAGGAGCGGCACAGCCCGUCGGUGAAGAGGAUGAGGCUAUCGGAGGGAUGGGCCACAUGAUGGGAGGGGCCUGCAGCCAGAGGGAGAGGGGCUUAGCAAAGUUACCUUAUAGUGUUAUUAUUAUUAUUAUUAUUAUUAUUAUUAUUAUUAUCAUAUUCUUCUGUGCUGAGUGGGUGUGCUAAACGUGUACGUGAGGGGGGCAGACGGUCUGAUCAUGUGGAUGCAGACGUUACCUGCUGUAUUUACAUCACAUACUGUCAGAGGAGCCAGACGACAGACGGACGCCUGACAGACAGAGAGCAGGGUUUAUUUAACUGCUGGAGAGUGACAGAAAUCUUCACUGGAAAUACAGAAUAAAAAUACUCAUUAAUGAGCUUUGUACUCCUGUUAAAGAAGGUAAACAUUAAAGGAAGAUUUGCACACUGAAAUGCCAAGUUUCAUGAAUGAAGGCAAUAAUUUGACUUAUUUCCCAGGGUUAAAAAUAAUCGAGGUGAAGCAGCUCUUAGUUCCAGGUCAAUGUUCACUUAAUUAUCCCCAUGAAGGGCUGUUUAUUUUGCAGCCAGCAGUCAAACAUACGCCCAGACCAAUCAUAAAUGCAGUAUAGAAAACACAAUUAAUCGAGGCUUGGAUAAGUCACUGUAAUUCUACGUGAAGAUUUUUACUCUCCACAGUUAAAUACCCAGCGUCUGAGUCGAGCGUGUCCGUAUGCUGCCUGAGAGUUUGUACAUCCUGUACUGCUUGUUUUGUGUGCGUGUGUUGAGGGGGUCGGGGGGGGAAAUCUACGUAAAUAACAAAUAUGUUACAUGCACACUGAGUAUGUGCACACAUGUAUGCAAACUAACACCAAGUGAAGAAGUCUGGUACUCUGAAGCUACUGCUGAGAUUCAAACGUGGAGGAGGGCGGGCGAGGAGAGGCAAGGCAGGGCGCUCCGUCCACGCCGUGUUGCAGGUUCAACAUUUAGAGACUUUUAGCACAUUUAAAUAUGAAUGUACGGGAGGCAAAGAGGGUCAAAAAUCAGGUGGAAAGAGAGAGGAAGUCCAGAGAAAGAGGAGGGAUGAUGAGGAAGAGGAAAGAGAGGAGAGUGUCAGUGUCAGUGAAGAGGAAGUGAUGUAAAAAGGUUGAUAAGAAUAAAAGCUUUGGAUAAUUUCACGAGAUGUGGAGAUUUUUGUCAGCGUUAGAGGGUCAUUUUCAGAAGAAAGUUUGAAAAUUUUAUUUUCUGUUAAUGUAAUCCACAUGCACGAUUGUACGGAAGCAAACAAAGGACAAAACACCUAAUCAAAAAAUGUACAUGUGCUGUUUCCUUAAAAGAAGACACAAAAGUACAUGCUAAAAUAAAAUAAUAGUAAUAAUUGAAACAAAAUAUGCCAGGAAAAAAAGACAAAAAAUAAUAAUUUUAUCCUAGAAAAUAAAAGUAAAGUAAAACUAUAAAGAAAAGACAUAAGAAAUUAACUUAUUUUUUAAGAAAAACAUACACAAUUUGCACAUUUUAAACUACAAAAUUAUACUUUGAUACAUUUUUUGAUUAAAUUCUGCAACAUAUAUUGCAAAUUCUCCAAAGGUUUUUUGCAAUUUAUGGGGAUUUUAUUUCCAGUUGCCGAUCUUUUAAAGAUUUCCUCCUUUGUUUAGGUUUUUAUUUCAAAGUUUCACUAAUUCUUUUUUUUGAAAAUUCAGGUUAAAAGUGGACAAAAUCAUGGUUACAUCUGUUUUACUGUAAACAGUGAUUCUUUUAUUUGUGAGCAAAUAAAAAAAUCAGAUAUUCUGAUAUUAUUAAAAUAUCUAUUUAUAUUAUAGGUGCAUGUACGAGUGGUAAUGGUUUAAAGUUUUGACCUUUAUUUGCCUCCGUACAAACAAAAUAAACUGGGUCACUCUAAAACAAGCAAAGCUUCUGUGGAUUGAAACAAACUGAAACUCGAUUGAAAACGGCCAUGACGGCGUUGUUAUGCACAGAGAAGCCUGAUGGAGUCGUUGAGCGAGGUCGAAGAGGUCGAGCAUGUGCUGAAAGCUUUCGCAGGAACUCGUCGGAGUGACGACGACGCUGGCGUCACUCCUUAAAGCCAUAUCCACCCGGACAGAGAUGCUUUGCUGCACAGACUUUCUAGUGUUUCUCGUGUUUUUGAACUCCUUAUUGUAUCAAAUUGAUAUUGUCAGAUGUCUGCAGCUCUAUUUAAUAAGAAGAAGCAGUAAUAUAAAAAAGUCAGACAUUUUCUAUUAAUAUUUCAGGGAGAUUUUAGGUCGGUUUGAAGGUUUCUGUUCAGCGGGUGUCAGGGGAAACACGAAGACAAUCAGAGCACAAAAAGCACAACAUGGAUCUGUUUCCUGCAGGGAUUCUGGUGUCAAAUUAACGUCUGGGCAGCUAUGGAAGAAUUUACUCAACUACUUCUCCUCUGUUAAAAGUCCUUCAUUAACACCUAAAUAAAACAGCAGUGUUAUCGUAAAAUUUACUUUUAAUUACCUUAAAGAAUCACAAUAAAAGAGCCAAUUCUGCACUUAAAUUUCUGAUUAUGUCCUAUUUACAGUAUUGGUCUAAAUGCAUCAGUGGUAGAGCUGCAUUUUAAAGUCACUCAGUUAAAUUAAGUUGUUUUCAGCCCCUUAAAAGAAUCAUCAGCUAAAUCUGAAUGUUUGUUCCCAUUGAGUUUUUAUUGUUAAAGAAAACUAUCUCCAUUUCUUCAACCAUUUAUUCCUUUUUUACUUGGAUAUCAAAAAUGAACUUAGAGAGGUACAUUUUCACCUUCAGAGUCACUUCAUCAAAGUUAAUUACUAUUCAGUUUGAGUCCAUUUACAUGGACACAAGGAUCCCCACUUACUCGGCUUACUUACAGAGGGAUUUCAUGUCCCAUCUGGCCUGGAAACCCCCCCUGAAGGAGCUGGUAAACAUCUGAUGUCUGGGUUGACUUGCUUAUCCUGCUUUACUGAGACCCAGCCCCAGAUAAGCAUAAGAAAUGGAUGAUGUCUUUUGGUUUUACAUAAAUUUAUACAGUGUCCCUACAUUUAAGAAUUGGGCCUCUCCAGCAGUUUCCCCCGCCAUGAGAACCAUCCUUCACCUUCCCAUGUUUGCUAGUUUGCACCUUCCUGUUUCAUGGCGAGGCUGCCCCCCUGGAUGUUGACAAUAUUGGCACUUUUAAACAACACUAUUUCCAUUGGACAAGACUGAAGAAAAACAUGCUCCUUCUCCUUCAUGCCAUGUUUACUAAUAAACAGCUUCCUGUUUCAUGGUGAGGCCGCCCCCCUGGAUGUUGACAAUGUUGGCACUUUUAAACAACACAGUUUUUAUUGGACAAGACUAACGAAAAACAUGCUCCUUCUCCUUCAUGCUAUGUUUACUAAUAAACAGCUUCCUGUUACAUGGCGAGACCACUCCUAUUGGAUGCUUGCAACAUUGGCACUGCUAAACAAGACUAUUUUCAUUAGACAAGACUGAAGAACAUGCUCCUUCUUCUUCCUACCAUGUUUACUAAUAAACAGCUUCCUGUUUCAUGGCGAGACCAUUUUCAUCAACUAACGACUUGUGAUAUUAUUGAAAAUAUUUGGGUUUAUUAUAAUGCCAAAAUGAGAGAAAGACUGCCUUAAAAAACAUGUUUAAUUAUGAGCUAAAAACUUUAUGACUCUUAUUAUUUUCCACUUUUAAUCUCAGAUUUUGGAUUACAAUAUUGUAAUUCAAACCCUUUAUUUCUUUUUUUUUUAGAAUCAAGGUUCUCUAGUAGUCUGUCAUGUACCCUCUCCACCCCAUCAUGUUUACUAGUUUUUAACUUCCUGUUUCAUGGCAGACUGCUCCUAUUGGAUUUUGACAGUGGUGGUGGUGUUUAUCCACUUUUCAAAAGACAAGGCUAAAGACACAUUUCAUUUAAAAGUUCUUGUGUUAUUUAUUUAUUUUACUUUUAAUUUGGCUUCUUAUCCGAUGAUUUUGACUUUUUACAUCAUAUUUUUUUUUAGAAUUGGUAUUCUGUUAGAACAAGAACCACAUGUUCCAGAUGUUUCUUCUCCCUCUCACCUGGUUUACUAGUUUGCAAUUUCCUGUUUCAUGGCGCGGCAGCUCCUAUUGGUUUUUGACAAUGGCAGUGCUAUUAAAAAACGCCACUUUCUUCAGGCAAGACUAAAGACUGAUAAUAUAAACAUGUUUGAUUUCAUCAUAACCCCAAGAUGAGAGAAAGACUGCCAUAAAACAGUGAAGCUUACGAUUAUUGGCAGCCUUAUUUAGCUUUCCCCAACUCCAAAACCAUCAUUGUUCCUCUAAAAUGUGUGACUUUGAAACAGCUUGAAUUAGUGUUUGGAUGAAGGCUAGCAUAAGACACAAUGAUUUUUUUUUUGUUUUGUUUUCAAGUAUUUUAUUUAUAUUUUAAAACAAGAAUCGUUGAUCCCUUUAUAAAAUCUUCUUUAUUAUUGAUCUUCUUGUUUUGAACACCAGAUUGGUUUGCAUUGAAGAGAAAAAGAGGUCAAAUUAAAAGCACAAUAUCUAACAAUGAGAAUCAGCAGAAGAAAUAAGAAGCUGCACUUUAAACAGGACUGAAAAGCUCUGUCCACUGCUGUGUAUUUGUGCAGUAGCUCCAGAAUCACUGCAGACUUACUAGAAAUAUCGUGUGCCUUCUGCCUAAGCUGCUCUGACACCAUAAAGCUGAACAGACUCCUUUGACAUCCUCAGUUUUUUAUCUUUAGCAGACAGAGUGGUGGCUGGGGGUUGUUCACAUUUGAAUAUUUUGGUUUAAAAACUGUAUAUUUGGAACUCAGACCCUCAGCCACAGUCGGCAGUCUGUACGUCCCCCCGUUAGCGACUAAAUUCUCCGGUCGAGCCCCCGUUAGCUGCACUAGCUGCCUUUUAGUUAGCCGCGUGUUGAAGGGCAGAGCCCACGUGUUUUUAUUUUUCGGCACUCCUUUAUUUUACGAUGCCGUCUCCGGGUUUAGACUCGCUGAAACGCACCGGCCCGGUCUGAGCCACCCUGGGGGGAACGGGGAGCCAGGAGCUCGUCCUGAGGCCCCCGGUGGAGUCGGCCGUGAGCGGGUGGAGGUGAAGGAGGAGUGUCAACUAACCAAAGUGUGAAAUAGCCUGUUUCUUGUGUUUUUGGUUUGAUUCUUUAAUGAGUAACUGCCUGAUGAGAUGAUUAACUUUGUAUUUGGAGACAUCAGUGAAUGUCCUGUACUGUAAAUGUACACGCUCCCCUCUUUGAAUCAAUAAUCACAUUAAUAACCACCAGUAUCAUAUUCUUAAAGUGAGAUUGUUAGCGGCAUAAGCUGGCCUUUGUCGCCACUUUGGAGACAAUGUUUCUCAGAAUAUUCAAGUGUUGUCGCAGUCAGAGAUCAUGUACAGAGAAGUCCCUCACUCACAAAUGUGCUAGUAUUUGUAUUUUGCAGAAAAAAUAUACAAAAAUAUACAGGCUCUGUUACAAACA
This is a messenger RNA of Cheilinus undulatus (humphead wrasse), 7398 nucleotides long. RefSeq names its product myocyte-specific enhancer factor 2C-like. The record is from RefSeq and is a predicted model, not a curated record. The transcript is spliced from 12 exons. Bases 667 to 2076 code for a protein of 469 amino acids. Gene Ontology annotation, biological process: positive regulation of transcription by RNA polymerase II. Gene Ontology annotation, molecular function: DNA-binding transcription factor activity, RNA polymerase II-specific; RNA polymerase II cis-regulatory region sequence-specific DNA binding; protein dimerization activity. NCBI's taxonomy places the organism in Eukaryota, Metazoa, Chordata, Actinopteri, Labriformes, Labridae.